CGCUGCCCCACGGUCGGCCGCACUCCGCUAAACAACAAUGCUUUAAAACACACCGUAACCACAAACCUCACCGUAACGCAGUCGGCGAUGCUCGAGAUCUGGGCGGCGAGCGAGGCCGUCGGCGAGCGGUCGUGAUCUUUGUAAUAUAUGUUAACGGCAAGAGAAUUAAAUUUUAAACUGAUCGUGUUUAACAGAGGGUCGGGAGUGUAGUUGUAGCGCGAGGGUGGGUGUCGCGCGGAAGCGGGCGCGGGAGCGGGCGCGGGCGCGCGGGCGGGCGAUGGCGCGGCGCGGCGGGGAGGCGCGCGGCGCGGCGGCGGCGCGGCGCUGACAUGGGCGGGCGCGCGCGCCGCGGUCUGCUGGCGGCGCCCGCGGGCCUGCUGCUGCUGCUGGGCCUGCUGUGGCCGUGGGGGGUGCGCGGCGGCUAUCACGAGAAGCGGCUGCUCCACCACCUGCUCGACCACUACAACGUGCUGGAGAGGCCCGUGGUCAACGAGAGCGACCCACUGCAGCUCUCAUUCGGCCUCACGCUCAUGCAGAUCAUUGACGUGGAUGAAAAGAACCAGCUAUUAAUAACGAACAUCUGGCUCAAACUGGAAUGGAAUGAUAUGAACUUGAGAUGGAACACUUCUGAUUUUGGCGGGGUCAAAGAUUUGCGAGUGCCGCCCCACAGGCUAUGGAAACCAGAUGUCCUCAUGUACAAUAGCGCCGACGAAGGCUUCGACAGCACAUAUCCGACGAACGUAGUGGUGCGCAACAACGGCUCUUGCCUGUACGUGCCGCCCGGGAUCUUCAAGAGCACCUGCAAGAUCGACAUCACGUGGUUCCCCUUCGACGACCAGCGCUGCGAGAUGAAGUUCGGCAGUUGGACCUACGAUGGAUAUCAAUUGGACCUUCAACUUCAAGACGAAGCGGGCGGGGACAUUAGCAGUUUUGUCACGAACGGUGAAUGGGAGCUUAUAGGUGUACCGGGCAAGCGCAACGAAAUCUACUACAACUGCUGUCCAGAGCCUUACAUCGACAUCACGUUCGCGGUGGUGAUCCGGCGCAAGACGCUGUACUACUUCUUCAAUCUUAUCGUGCCGUGCGUUCUCAUCGCCUCCAUGGCUCUUCUGGGGUUCACGCUGCCACCGGACUCUGGCGAGAAACUUUCGUUGGGUGUGACGAUUCUUCUGUCGCUGACGGUGUUCCUCAACAUGGUGGCGGAGACGAUGCCGGCGACGUCUGACGCGGUGCCGCUCCUGGGCACAUACUUCAACUGCAUCAUGUUCAUGGUGGCUUCUUCCGUCGUAUCUACCAUCCUCAUCUUAAACUACCACCAUCGGCACUCGGACACGCACGAGAUGAGCGACUGGAUCCGAUGCGUAUUCCUGUACUGGCUGCCUUGGAUCCUGCGCAUGUCGCGGCCGGGCUCGGCGGCCACGCCGCCGCCGGCGCGCGCGCCGCCGCCGCCCGACCUGGAGCUGCGCGAGCGCUCCUCCAAGUCGCUCCUCGCCAACGUGCUCGACAUCGACGACGACUUCCGGCAUGGGCACGCGCAGCAGCCCGCCUGCUGCCGAUACUACAGGUCCCUCGACGAUCUACACGAACACUACUCGCCGCCGGGGGGCGGAGAGGAGAAUGGGGCGGGGAUCGCUGCGCACAGCUGCUUCGGUGUCGACUAUGAGCUUUCGCUCAUUCUCAAAGAAAUUCGAGUCAUCACAGAUCAGAUGCGCAAAGAUGACGAAGAUGCGGACAUUUCGCGCGACUGGAAGUUCGCCGCCAUGGUCGUGGACAGACUGUGCCUUAUUAUCUUUACCCUGUUCACAAUCAUCGCCACGCUAGCCGUGCUGCUGUCCGCGCCCCACAUCAUGGUGUCGUAGCGACCCGCCCGCUUGCGGCUACGGCUGCGCGUGCGUAAACGUUCUGUGAUACCGCGAAUAUUUGUUAAUAUGUGCAUGCGAUCAAACGGCGCGGGCGCGGCCGCUGCGAGUUCCAAGUUGCUUACGUUAGCCACCGCCCCCGCGCCUCCCUAUAGUAAUAAGUUAACGCUGAUCGAACUGCCAUCCCCCUGCGCUCAACCGAAUACUGCCCAUCUUAAUCCCCUUCAAGUUUUCUUCCUUCCACCAGCAGCUCUUGCUCUUGUUGUUUGAAGAAUUUAUGAUCGUUGUCAUGCUAGGGGAAAGUUUCACUGACUGGUGCGCGUGCACACCAUGGCACGGCGACAGCGCGAUGCCCUUCUCACAUAAGUGGUCCCAAGUUCACCAUCCUGUCCGAGACACCGUGGCGAUGGCGGCAGCCGAGAGGUCCGCGCUAGUGUACUUACUCACAUCUGAGAAUGGCUGCAAGUCGUUUCGGCGGCUGAUUAUAAAAAUGUUAGCACAAAAACGUCUUCCUUCAUACCGUUGAACGACCUGGUUCGCAUUUAAAAUUUAAACUUUGUUAAAACUUUCUCGAUUCUUGAAAUCUAUUGUACAGUUUAGGAUUUGGGCAGUAAGGCAAGGCCCUUUGUUUCCUUAUUCUUGUUCGAUUCCGUGAAUCGUGGUUACGACCCUUAUUUAUUUUCGGAUGUAUUUGUGUCCGUAGCUAGUAUAGAACUUUACAAACAAUGUUAUGAUUCAAUUGGUACAGGUUGUGAUAUGCCUCGUUGUGAACGGGUCGAUAUUGUUAUAAAUGGUAAAAUAUCCAAAGCUUAUAGCUUAAUAAAACAUUCGUUAAAAGUUAUAGUUAAACAAAGUAUUAUUUUAUUAAAAUCGUACCUGGUCUUUCGGAGCGAGUUAUACAAAUAAUAAAAUAACUUACAUGAUAACACGUUUACACAUCUUUUCAAUACCGUUACCGUAUCUUAAUACCGAGCAGUUAGUAAACUGCCGAUCUUAGCUUUUGCGCUCCCCAUUAUUAAAUUUUGACAAUUAAUAAACAAACUACCUAUCCUAAGAAUUAAGUAAACAUAACGAAUUUGAACAUUUAUUCAUAUGAAUCAGUUAAAUAUCAAUCAGUCUACUUACAUUCAUUUUAUGUUGUCGUAUUACAUAAUGUACGACUGACGUGCCUAUAACUGACGACAUAGUACAAUGAGUCAACGCAUAAGUACCACCUUACCCAUUUGCAUUUCACUGCCACCGGCUAUACCUCAUCAAGUUAUUAUUCUUAAGAUACGACGCAAUAACGAUUAUGUUCGAUGAAUUAUGUAAUAAAAUCCUUAAAAGUCAUGUUAAUAAAAUACAGUUUUUACUUUAAUGUUUAGUUCUAGAAAACAUUGUUACCCUUUUAGGAGGAAAACAUCACAUAUGAGUGCGCGGAUACACGUUUCGAAAACAAUGUACCCUCGCAUCGUUUUUCAUGUUUUCCUUCUCCAAGGAAGUAUGAUCUAAAACGGCCCAUUGGAAGUUGCGGACCGUCUGUGAUUGUAAAGCCAAUGUUUUCGUUCGGGAACGCAAUUCCCUUGUUUAGUUAUUGUUGUAAAUAUCGUAUCAUCGACCACUCUGUGUCGGUUGCGUGACGAGAGCGAGCCGAGUGGUGGCCGCCGCGUAGCGUGGCCCCUGGCCGGCGGCGGCGCCCGCUGGGCCCAGCGCGGUACGCUACGCGGCCUCCGACGGCGACGGACGACCUCUGUCCCAAUGAUUUGUACAAUUGUUAGGGUUAAUACUCUGGAUUGCAUUUUAUUUCAAUAUAAACAAAUGAAAACUUGAA
Messenger RNA from Leguminivora glycinivorella, 3669 nucleotides. RefSeq names its product neuronal acetylcholine receptor subunit alpha-7 (gene nAChRalpha7). Gene Ontology annotation, cellular component: postsynaptic membrane; neuron projection; synapse. The record is from RefSeq and is a predicted model, not a curated record. Gene Ontology annotation, molecular function: acetylcholine-gated monoatomic cation-selective channel activity; transmembrane signaling receptor activity. The transcript is spliced from 11 exons. NCBI's taxonomy places the organism in Eukaryota, Metazoa, Arthropoda, Insecta, Lepidoptera, Tortricidae. Gene Ontology annotation, biological process: monoatomic ion transmembrane transport; nervous system process; signal transduction. Bases 330 to 1859 code for a protein of 509 amino acids.